UGAAUUUAUGCUUGCACUAAUCUGAAUGUUUGGGGGAAAAUCAAACGCAUUUUACUCGCAGUACUCGAACUGACUUACCUUUGUUUGAAUGACGGCGUAUUUACAACGUGGAGUCUUAAAAAUAGCCACCAUUGGUGUAUUGGAUAUGCCCCUCCAGACAUUUAUAAUGCAAAACUGGUUCGAUGUGUAUGCGCUGACUCCACAUGUACGAAAACAUAUCAGGCAAGUCGGUUGGUCUUCACGGUUUCUUCUCCACUGCUGUAAUUUCAUCCAUUUCCAAUACACGCUAUUUUUUGCAAGUACCGUCUCUUUGCAUCCGGACCCAAUCGUACUCUAUAAAGUCCUUUUUCUUUUGAGAUGCCUUUAAGUAUGGUUCGUAGCAAUCUUCCUUCCAUUACAGUGUUUGUUUUGAUUCGUGGCCUGCGAAAAUGAUGCCACGCUCCCACAAUGCAUUGCGGCCUGACGUAUUCUCCAAAGCCCUAUAACUGAUAUUAUAAGUCUCAAAUUUUACGUUUGAGACGUAUAAAACAGUAAUGAUAAAUCCAUAAUUAAAAUUAGAGGAGUUCACCCAAAAAACAAUAACAAAAAAAAAAAAAAAAAUGUGAACCGAGCACAAAACCAACACAAGGUAGUCCAAUCACGAAACACAACAAUUGUAGUUAGCCAAUCGGGGCGGGUGGUAACAGAUUACAUCACAAGUUGUAUCGGCGGGAACCCAAGUUGAUCUUUCUGAAGAGACUUCGAGAGACCCCGACACCUCUUAUUGCUCUUAGGAACUUUAUAAAACAAUGGCAUUAACGAAACUUCUUAACAACCGCCCGGACACUCCAUACUUCCGGCCACCCCCACUGCAUUUCAGAAUUUUGAAUUCCUGUGACCAGCAGAAGGUGAUCAGCUGGGACUUUAAAGAUGAGACCGCUAAAGCUCUCAUAACAAAAAGAAACAAAGUCAUAGCUAUCACUGAUGGGGAAAGUGUGACCAAGGUCACAAUUUUUGAGGAAUUUGCCUCAAAGGUCCAGCAGGGGGGGUCCUUUAUAAUGAGAGGCUAUGAACUCAGGGGCACAGUGCCCCCUUUCUCCAUUAAUGUUACAGGUCAGACCCAGUUUUUUAGGGCUCCCACACUGAAUGUAAAGGAAGACCUUUACAAACAAGCUGAUGAACUCCUCCAUCCUCCUGCUCCCCUCACGCCUCUGAAGAUGAGUUCAGCCAGGUGCGGCCUCAUCACAGCACAAGGGGAGGUGGUGGAGUUUUCUGCUGUAAAGCAAGUGAAGGUGGGGAAACAUUAUGUUCCCCUUAAACAUAUCCAGCUGAAGGAGGAUGGUUUUACGAUGACAGUCUGCCUCUGGAGGGAGGCAGCCAUUUGCAACUUCAACGUGGGAGACCACAUCACUCUCUCCCACUUGAAGCGGAGUCAGUCCUCUUAUGGCAUACAGCUGCAAAGCACGGCACUGACAAAGAUUGAGGCAAAAGUUGAGGAGACGGCUGACAUCCUUAUCAUUGGCGUGGCCAUAACAGACGUGCAGAACCAGCUGGAGGUGUUGCUGGAGGAUGGAAAGAGCCUAUACAUUCAAAGUGAGCUGUGGAGUCCCUUUGACAAGGAACUGGAGGAGGCAGCAAUCAAAGUUACUGUUAAAAUAAAGGGAAAGGAAAUUGUACAUAUUCAAAAAUAUCAGUGCGAAUAA
This is a messenger RNA of Oreochromis niloticus (Nile tilapia), 1682 nucleotides long. RefSeq lists its product as uncharacterized. Lineage: Eukaryota; Metazoa; Chordata; Actinopteri; Cichliformes; Cichlidae. Bases 789 to 1682 code for a protein of 297 amino acids. The record is from RefSeq and is a predicted model, not a curated record. The transcript has 5 exons.